Drosophila nasuta is the source of this 2692-nucleotide messenger RNA. RefSeq lists its product as uncharacterized. Lineage: Eukaryota; Metazoa; Arthropoda; Insecta; Diptera; Drosophilidae. The record is from RefSeq and is a predicted model, not a curated record. Gene Ontology annotation, biological process: anatomical structure morphogenesis. The transcript is spliced from 7 exons. Bases 118 to 2298 code for a protein of 726 amino acids.
CAACCAGAUCUCCCCGCACUGCAAUUAAAGAAGGAGCAAAAAGACCAGUCACAGUCUCCACCCAACCCCGGAGACGCGGCCGUCGGUCUGGGACUGGGUCUGGAUUUCGGUCUGGGCAUGGACUUUGAUCAUAUAUCGCCUGCAACCUUGGCUAGUCAGCACCAACAACAGCAACAUCAACAUCAGCACAAUUCCAUUGAGGAGUGUGACCCAGAUUUAUUGGGAUUCGAAAUUAUCACGGGUUAUGUGUUCUCAGCACCGGGCAGACUGCUGGAUUCCUUGCCGGGCACAUUAAUGCUCACGGAUUGCUUGGAGUCGUGCCAGAAUAACGAAACAUGCCAGUCUAUUAAUUACGAAACGGGUUUAUGCGUGCUCUUCUCAUCAAACGCUGACAUUUUGCCAGGUGCUCUGACCAAAUCACAGUUUCCUGUCUUCACUAUCUAUGCCCAAAAGUCUUGCUUGGGUGUGCGUCCCUGUGCUCGUGCCUGGUGCAUUGAUCGCGUGCAGAAUUACAAGCUCGAGGGACAUGCGAAGCGAGUGCACACUGUGACUUCUCGACGGGAUUGCCUCGAACUGUGUCUGGGCGAAACCGAGUUCGUAUGCAGAUCUGCCAACUUUUAUAGCGGCACGCACACGUGUGAACUGGCUGAAAUGGAUCGCUUCACUUUGGCGGGAUCGAAUGCUUUCCAACCACACGAGGGUGCCGAUUAUCUGGAGAACAACUGCGCCGAGGAGCCCAACAAGCUGUGCGAAUUCAAACGACUGUCGGGUAGAAUUCUGAAGACCGUGGACUCUGUCUACCAGGAUAUUGGCAGCAUCGACGAGUGCCGCGAUCUGUGUCUCAAUUCGCCUUACAGAUGCCACUCUUAUGACUACGGCGAUACUGGCGACAUGGUUUGUCGCCUCUCGCAUCACAGUCGCGCCACGCUCUCCGAUGUGCAAGAUCCCUACCUCGAAGUACCCGAAGCUGCCACCUACGAACUCUCCUCCUGCUACAAUGUGACCAUCGAAUGCGGCGCUGGCGACAUGGUCGCUCGCAUACGCACCUCAAAGCUCUUCGAUGGCAAGGUCUAUGCCAAGGGAGCGCCCAAGUCUUGCGCUGUCGAUGUCAACAGCGCUUUGGACUUUGAGCUGCGCAUGGGCUAUCAGAAUCUCGAGUGCAAUGUGCGUCAAAGCGGCGCCGGACGUUAUAUGAACGAUGUGGUCAUUCAGCAUCAUGACACCAUCGUGACCUCUUCGGAUUUGGGACUUGCGGUGACCUGUCAAUACGAUCUGACCAACAAGACGGUGACCAAUGAUGUGGACUUGGGUGUCGUGGGCGAUGUGGAGCCUGCUCUGUCCGAGGAGGUUAUUGUGGACUCGCCGAAUGUGCUCAUGAAGAUCACCUCGAGGGAUGGCUCUGAUAUGAUGCGCUCUGCUGAGGUGGGAGAUCCUCUGGCACUGAGUUUUGAAAUUCAGGAUCAGCAGAGUCCCUACGAGAUCUUUGUGCGUGAACUGGUAGCCAUGGAUGGCGCAGACAAUGCGGAGAUAACCCUGAUCGAUGCCCAGGGCUGUCCCACCGAUCACUUUAUUAUGGGACCCAUCUACAAGAGUUCGCUGUCGGGCAAGACGCUUUUUGCGCACUUCGAUGCCUUCAAGUUUCCUUCGAGCGAGGUUGUGCAGUUCCGCGCUCUGGUCACACCUUGCAUGCCCAGCUGUGAGCCAGUGAAUUGCCAGGAGGACGAACUCAGCGGGGACUACAAAUCACUGUUGUCUUACGGACGCCGCAAGAGACGCGAGACAUCCCAGGCCAUUGGAGUGCGUGCUGUGCGGGAGACGAGGGGCAAACCUAGUCAGGAGGAUAUGCUGCUGGUGCAGAGUAUUCAAAUCACCGACAAGUUCGGGUUCGUCAAGAAGGAGCCGCUGCAACAGGAAACGCCACAGGUGAAGGACAACUCGCAACUCGACUAUGACAAAGUCUUUGUGGUGAAUGAGACGGGCGGCGGGGGAGUCGCGGGAGUUCCUGGACUGUGUGUUAAUGGCAUUGGUUUUAUUGUCGCCGUCGGCGUCUUUUUAUUGGCCCAGUCGAGUGUUAUAGCCAUCUGGUCAUUUUUAUACCGACGACGACAGAAGCAUCAGCCCUAUAUUAAUCACUUUCUGAGUGCCCCAACGAAAUACCAGAACUCCAGCAGUGGCAGUUCCACUAACUGUGGCAGUGGCAAUAGCAACGCUUCGAUGGUCAACAGUCUGCCCAAUGCCCAAGCGGAUUCGCUGUGCAAACUCUAUGGGAAGGGCGAUCAUCAUGGCAGCCAGUUUUAGUGCUAAGAUUCCUCUCUCUCUCUCCUGAAAGGGAAGCUCGUAUAUUGCGUUUAGAACAUAAAAAAGCAUAAAACCAUCUCAUCUCAUCUGAUUUCAUCGCAUCGCAAUCCAUUUGACUACCAAGCCAUUUUUGUAUUCACAUUCGCAUUCUAUUCAUUCACAUAAUUGACUCUUGCUAAUUUAUAAUACGAAUAACAAUUUGGAAAAGAGGACGACUGCAUCUAUCAUUAAUUCUCUUAGGCACUUGUCCUCUUUUCUGAGGUGUGCAUUAACUUCAUAAACAGUUUUAAACAAAUACAUUUAACUAAUAUAGACAAAAUACUCUUAAGCAAGGUGACUUUCAUUUACGAGGGACUGCGUCAUGAUUACUUUACAAAUAAAAUAAAAUACAAAU